AUGACGAGGAACAGCUGGAGCUUUAACGGAGCUCAGAUGGGCCUGCAACUCAAGCUGAUCCGCUUUGUCAGUGAGGGAGAUGAAGGGAGGUGCACAGAAGCUAAUGUUGGGACUACCGUGAUUAGCUUCUAAUGCUAUUGUCUGCGAAUUAGGUGCAUAAUGACCGACUGUAUGCAAGACCCCCCUCAAACAAUCCAGGCGGCACUUCCCAUUGUCUCAGUGCUAUUGUCUGCGAUGCCUCUGACUGUUAACAAUGCAGGUUGGACUCAAUGGGCAAUGUUCCCUAAGAACGGGACAAAUUGUAAUUCUCCUUGGUACACCCCCUUCCAUUGCCUCUGUGACAGCCCAGCAGUUUCGGGCCUCAUUGCCUCAUUACGGGCCCUGUCAACACGUCCAAAUAUCCAGUGGCGGUUUCCAUCCAGCAGACUGUGGUAACCAGGGACAACACUCUGACUGAGUAGUUGUGAUGGGCCACGUCCACAGGUGAGGUAUGCUGCUGUUGUAUCUGUAAGUCUACACAGAUAAGGCAGCCCAUGUUGGCUUUGGAGUCAAAUCCCCCGAUUAGUAGAUAUUCUGUCCGCAUGCUAAUCGGAUUAGCCCAAAAAGUACGAGGCCCAAAGAGACACAAUCUUUUACGGAAACUCCACCCCCUCUUCUCCACUCCAGUUCCCUCAUGAGCUAAACCACCACAGCUCAGGAGAUAAACAGCAAACAACCUUAGUGGUACGUGACAAACUCCCUCUAACCUCUUGAAUUUGAGGUGGAAAAACAUAUUCUGGAGAGAGGCAGAGAGAGUAAGGUCUUACCAGGUGUGAGAACAAUGACGUGUGCGUCUUAAGGGCUGACUGAACACAGCCUGGGGCCUCAUGGCUCGGAGCGAGGGAAAGAGAGAGAGAGAGAGACCAGAUGAGAGACUGAGAGAAUGGACACAAAUAAGCCCCAAUAAGCAGGGCCACAAUGAGCAGGCUGGUUGCUUGGCGCUGUGGACAGGAUAAAGGAGGGGAAGUCAGGGAAAAGCAGGCAGGCAAGCAGGCUGACAGUUGGGGUGGGAAAGCUCAAUAGGACCAGCGGGAUGUGACUGUGAGUUUAAUAAGGGCUCUGUAUGUCUGUGUGUGCGUGCAUACGUGCGUGCGUGUGUGUGCGUGCAUGCAUUUGUGUGUGAUUUAUAAUGACAGAUCUGAAUAUACAAGUUUGAAAAUACUUCCAGAAAGUGCAAAUGGUAAUGGCUUGUGGGCGUGGACACACACACACACACACACACACACACACACACACACACAGUUUUAGACACAUACACCCCCGCAACACCCCCCCUGCCCACACACACACACACACACAUACAGUACACACACACACACACACAGACUUAGACACAUACACCCCCGCAACACCCCCCCUGCCCACACACACACACACAUACAGUACACACACACACACACACAGACUUAGACACAUACACCCCCGCAACACCCCCCCGCCCACACACACACACACAUACAGUACACACACACACACACACACCACUCAAACAAUGAAUGAGGCCGAUUCCAAUUCCAUUACCUCUCACUCACCCAGGACCUCCCUAGCCCCCCCUAGCUGUGGCUUCUUUGACAUUGGCAUUCCUACUCUAAUGUGGUGAGAAAACAAAAAGAGAAUUACUUGACACAUUGGAAAGAAUUAACAAAAAAACUGAGAAAACUAUAAUGCUAUUUGGCCCUAAACAGAGAGUACACAGUGGCAGAAUACCUGAACAUUGUGACUGACCCAAACUUAAGGAAAGCUCUGACUAUGUACAGACUCAGUGAGCAUAGCCUUGCUAUUGAGAGGCCGCCGUAGGCAGACCUGGCUCUCAAGAGAAGACAGGCUAUGUGCACACUGCCCACAAAAUGAGGUGGAAACUGAGCUGCACUUCCUAAACUCCUGCCAAAUGUAUCACCAUAUUAGAGACACAUAUUAUUAUCCCUUUUGUACUUUAACUAUUUGCACAUCGUUAAAACACUGUAUAUAGCCAUAAUAUGACAUUUUAAAUGUCUCUAUUCCUUUAGAACUUUUGUGAGUGUAAUGUUUACUGUUCAUUUUUUGUUUAUUUCACAUUUGUUUAUUAUCUAUUUCACUUGCUUUGGCAAUGUAAACAUAUGUUUCCCAUGCCAAUAAAGCACUUUGAAUUGAAUUGAAUUGAAAAGCAGAUGACUCUCUGUACUAAUUUCAACCCCUAACCCUCAAUGUCUGCUCUCCCCUUCCCCUCCACCCAGUCAGGGCUCCUUCUGCCAACAUGGAGGAAACCCAUUAAUAUCUCCGCGGCUCCCUACCAGCACCAGCCCCCGCCUCCCACAUGCUUCCGAUUAAGAAGGAAGCCUCUCUCAAGUCUCUCUACUUCUCUCCAUGCUGGUGAAGAUGGAGGCUAGAGAGAGAGAGAGAGAGAGGGGUUGGGGUGAGAUAGGGGUAGACAGCGAGGGGGGGGGGGGGGGGGGGGGGGGGGGGUUGAGCUGGAGUGAGACAAAAAGAAGAAGGGUGGGUGUAGAUAGGAGGGGGGUCAUUAUGGCCCCAGUGGACUAGGAUCAGGCUAGAUAGAUGGAAGGGUGGGACGAGGGGAGAAGAACAGACUGUCUUUGAGCCAGAAAGAGGGGGAUGUGCGGGGUAGAGAGGGAGAAGAGAACAAUAUUUAUACGUGUGUUGGAGAUUGGAGAUUGGAGAGCAAGUAUCUCUCCACCAUGAAUGGGAGGCUUAAUUUGGGCAUGUCUCCUUCUGUCUGGCUCAGACAGGGUAUUACUAUAGAUAGAGAUCUGGGUGGAAGCUACCUACUGGAGUACACAAGAACAAUGUGGUAAACAAAAACAACACGUACUGUAAGACUGUCUCAGAGACUGUCUGUGUGGCUCAGCUCCAAUGUAGUGGGAAGAGGCUUGAGAACAACAUUGCCAGCGAAUCUUGGGAAAGUGACCUUCAAACCAGACAUGAGUGUGAAACAUGAUUAUAAUCCAAUUCAAUUACUAUUGCGUAUUUGAUUGUUACCUAAAAUUACAAAACCCUGCAAUAGCAACCUAUAUAACUUUCAAUUGUUUGGUUAUAGGUAGCUGUGUGACCCUAAAGUCUAGACAUAUCUUCCAAGAAUAGUGCUAGAUUCCACAUCCUAUAAAAACAGUUGUUUUUAUAAUGCUGUUAUACAUCAAACAGGCUCUGUCUUGUGUCUGGUGGUUCUCAUGACGAUGCUGAGGGGACAGUUUUAGGCUAGUUUGUUGGCUCAGUCACGGGUUAAUAGGGAACACUGCAGUAAUUCUUCAGUCUGUGUGUAAAACAAGCCUUUUCUCUGUGCUGGCGGCUGGCGGGUGACACGCUGAAGAGCUGGACACUGCCCAGUGCUCCUGGAGGGACCAGGGUGGGCCCUGCUUCACACAUUCCACACAUUGUAACAUCUCUCCCCUCUGCCAGCCAGCCACAGUGUCUAGUUCUCAUACCGUUAGAGCGGUCAAAACACUGGUCCCACUGAUCCAUAGAAGAUCCAUCAGUUUGCAGUAGAGUGAACAUGCUGGCUCUCACACUGUGCCUGUAUGUCAUUAUAACACUGGCACAAUAGGGGUUAAUGAAUUAAAGAUUGUCUUUUGAAAACAUGAAAAUGCAAAGCCUAUUUUUGGCCUGCCAGGCAUGUUGUUGUGGUCCUUGGUGUGACAACACAUUGAUGAUGGUGUUGUGUUUGUUCUUUGCAGCCUGGGCCAAGGUGGACAUGACCAUGGAGGAGAAUGUGGAGGUGUACCUGGGCGACUUAGCAGACAUACCCUGCCAGUACGUCUUCAGUGAGCAGCCCAGAGCAGUCAUGAUCCAGUGGUUUGUGGUGAGCACUUCUGGACCAUUUUCUGCACCCCCUCCUGACUCACCCAGCCACACACUGUCUCUUUCUCUCUCUCUCAUACACACAUCAGAGUAUGUGAGUGGAGCUGGAGCGGAGCGUGCCCAAUUUGACUGGCGCGCAGAGCAAGAUUCCCAAAGGCCUUCUCACCGCUCCAAUUUGGUUCCAGUAGCGCUCCAGUAGUGCUCACUUCACCAGCUCAGGGCAUGCCCGGCCCAGCAUGCAUUUGUAGUCUACUUAUGUGCUGCUAUAGCCCCUUGCUUUAGCUACUGUCAUGGAGUUCGCUAAAUAUUUUCAUAAAACUGAUAAAACACACAGGUGCAAAAUCAAGGUGACUUACAAUGAUGAGGACCAAGAGCAGGAGAGGGAGUGUGGUGAUGUAGUGUUCACAACUAAAGAAUCAUUGUGGAAUCUGAAAAGAUACAUAUCCCGAAAGCAUGAUGGUGUACCUACUACGAGCGCAUGCUAAAAGAAAGGAACGAGGUGGGUAGAUAACUAAGUGUGUCAUUGUAGCAAAGUAUUUAUAAACAAAUAAUCAGAUCUCUUAAAUGUUUUGUUCAUUUUUGUUCUAUUAUCUAGGCCUGGCCAUGUUCAAGCAGCUUUCCGUUUUGAUUGGGUUAUUUUGCCUAAAAUAUAGAAAAAUAAAAAAAACAACUCUGCAUAUCUGCCUAGCCUGGCAAGAGUGGCCAAAAGGGUGUUUAGCAUCCCCAGUGAGGUGAGGAGAGGAUAUUCUUCGCUGCUGGCCUGCUCUCCAGGCACCAUCGCAUUCAUUCUAAAAAUGAAUUCAAAGGCACUAAUAAGUAAUUUUUUGUUUCAUUUGUAUUUAUUCUAAGUAAGUCACAGCCUAUAUGCCCAAUUUAUAGACUAUAAUGAUUUAAUACAACAAAAUGUUUAAAUGCUGAGCCCUUUAUGUCCCUACUAACCUAGUGUGUUACACUCCCAAAUGCUUCACAAUGUAUUUCUUUGUAGGCUUUAGCCUUGAAAUAAUAUAAAUAAUAUAGCCUAAAUAAUUCAUUUUUGUUCCUUCUUAGGCUCCCUGUCUGGCUCCUGACCUAUUUAGAGUGUUUAAGAUGACAUGUAGCCUAUUUGAAAUGAUGUGCGCUUCUUACAUUCACCUUUUCAUGUUUAUUCAAAUACUUUUCAUUCAAAUCCAUAUGGUUUGGUUUCAAUACUUCAAAACCAAAUGGUAGGUUCAGGUUGUCACAAAAAUAGAUGGGUGUUGGUUAAAUUGUGAUUUUAAUGAAUGGAGAAAAUUUGGAGCGGCUGUUUUUUUCCAGUGACCUCAGAGCGGUUUUUAGCAGAGCGGUUGGAAACACCGCUCACAUGCUCUGACACACAUACACACACCAAUUUAUUUCUAGGUACACUGUAUUUUUCACAUUCAACCUAGUUCAUCUUCUGGCUCAUUCCUUCCCUACAGAGGAAUCCUGGUAGCAGUAGCCGGGAGCGGAUCUACUACGGUGACAACACGCAGCAGAUAGUGGACGACGGUACAGACUUCACGGGCCGUAUCACGGUGUCCGACAUCGGGGACCAGGAGGGCGUGCUGCUUACCAUCCAGGAUGUCCAGCUGACUGACGAGAGGGAGUUCUUCUGCCAGGUCAACGGCAUGGCCGCAGGCAACGGAGAAGGCAAGACCCACAUCAGAGUGUUCGGUAAGACAUUGGACUCCAGAUCUGUUUGUGCUUGAUCCAACUCCUCUCUGUGUUCGUUCCUUGUUAUCCAAAUGAUUGAGGAUUUGGGUACAGCACAGUAUGGGCACAUACUCUGCCCAUGACCAUGUGUUUCAGUGGUCUUGUGCCAGGUCGCAGUUGUAAAUGAGAACUUGUUCUCAACUGGCUUACCUGGUUAAAUAAAGGUGAAAAAAAUGAUAGAAUGUGUCUAUGCAUUGAUAAUGUUAUUUGAUAUUUUAUUCCAGAUCCUCCAGAGGCCCCAGUAAUUGAAGGUGUCCAUGCUGGAAUCUCUGUGACCAAUGAGCUGCCAUCAAGGGUAGGCACUAAGCAGUCCACUUGAGUACAUCUCACUUUAUCUCUCAGUCCAUAAAAGCAACAUUGAACAUUAUAAAACGCUUUAAGACAUCUUAUUCUCUCUAUACAGAUUGCAUCGUGUGAGGCCAGGAACGGCUUCCCCAGACCCAACAUCACCUGGUACCGUGACAGCAGCCCACUGACCCCAACACAUGGCCGUGAGUAGCAGGAAUACCAAUGGACUAUUUGAGCAAAACUAGUCAAGCAAUUCUCUUGUUUUGUCACUGAAAUACAUGUUGUCAAUACAUGAAGAAGUGUUUCCGAAUGUCAUCUAUCUACCAGCCUGUGAUAGUAGCUAAAUCAGUGUUUUUCUCACCCCUCCCAGAGAUCAAUGUGGUAACACUAGUGACCCGUGAGUCCAGUGGCUUCUACACGGUCCAGAGUGAGCUGCAGUACAAAGUGGCCAAGGAGGACAAGGACGCCCUGUUCUCUUGUGAGGUCAGCUACUACGUUCCAGGAGGCAUGAGGACGGCGAAGUCCAAGGGCAUCAACAUCACUGUGCACUGUAAGGACCCAACCAGCUGUCAUAUACCCCAGACAUGCUAUCGCUAACCGCACAAUUUACAGUGAGGGAAAAAAGUAUUUGAUCCCCUGCUGAUUUUGUACGUUUUCCCACUGACAAAGACAUGAUCAGUCUAUAAUUUUAAUGGUAGGUUUAUUUAAACAGUGAGAGACAGAAUAACAACAAAAAAAUCCAGAAAAACACAAAAUGUUAUAAAUUGAUUUGCAUUUUAAUGAGGGAAAUAAGUAUUUGACCCCUCUGCAAAACAUGACUUAGUUCUUGGUGGCAAAACCCUUGUUGGCAAUCACAGAGGUCAGACGUUUCUUGUAGUUGGCCACCAGGUUUGCACACAUCUCAGUAGGGAUUUUGUCCCACUCCUCUUUGCAGAUCUUCUCCAAGUCAUUAAGGUUUCGAGCCUGACGUUUGGCAACUCGAACCUUCAGCUCCCUCCACAGAUUUUCUAUGGGAUUAAGGUCUGGAGACUGGCUAGGCCACUCCAGGACCUUAAUGUGCUUCUUCUUGAGCCACUCCUUUGUUGCCUUGGCCGUGUGUUUUGGGUCAUUGUCAUGCUGGAAUACCCAUCCACGACCCAUUUUCAAUGCCCUGGCUGAGGGAAGGAGGUUCUCACCCAAGAUUUGACGGUACAUGGCCCGUCCAUCGUCCCUUUGAUGCAGUGAAGUUGUCCUGUCCCCUUAGCAGAAAAACACCCCCAAAGUUUCCACCUCCAUGUUUGACGGUGGGGAUGGUGUUCUUGGGGUCAUAGGCAGCAUUCCUCCUCCUCCAAACACGGCGAGUUGAGUUGAUGCCAAAGAGCUCCAUUUUGGUCUCAUCUGACCACAACACUUUCACCCAGUUCUCUGAAUCAUUCAGAUGUUCAUUGGCAAACUUCAGACGGGCCUGUAUAUGUGCUUUCUUGAGCAGGGGGACCUUGCAGGCGCUGCAGGAUUUCAGUCCUUCACGGCGUAGUGUGUUACCAAUUGUUUUCUUGGUGACUAUGGUCCCAGCUGCCUUGAGAUCAUUGACAAAAUCCUCCCGUGUAGUUCUGGGCUGAUUCCUCACCAUUCUCAUGAUCAUUGCAACUCCACGAGGUGAGAUCUUGCAUGGAGCCCCAGGCCGAGGGAGAUUUACAGUUAUUUUGUGUUUCUUCCAUUUGCGAAUAAUCGCACCAACUGUUGUCACCUUCUCACCAAGCUGCUUGGCGAUGGUCUUGUAGCCCAUUCCAGCCUUGUGUAGAUCUACAAUCUUGUCCCUGACAUCCUUAGAGAGCUCUUUGGUCUUGGCCAUGGUGGAGAGUUUGGAAUCUGAUUGAUUGAUUGCUUCUGUGGACAGGUGUCUUUUAUACAGGUAACAAACUGAGAUUAGGAGCACUCCCUUUAAGAGUGUGCUCCUAAUCUCAGCUCGUUACCUGUAUAAAAGACACCUGGGAGCCAGAAAUCUUUCUGAUUGAGAGGGGGUCAAACACUUAUUUCCCUCAUUAAAAUACAAAUCAAUUUAUAAAAAAAUGUACAUGUGUUUUUCUGGAUUUUUUUGUUGUUAUUCUGUCUCUCACUGUUCAAAUAAACCUACCAUUAAAAUAAUAGACUGAUCAUUUUGUCAGUGGGCAAACGUACAAAAUCAGCUGGGGAUCAAAUACUUUUUUUCCCUCACUGUAUGUUGACUCAGCAUGCUAAUAAUUUGAGCAUUAUUGAGUUCAAUUGAAUGUAAUGCUAACUAGAGCUAAUACUACCUCGUUGUGCUAAAGGUGCUCUCCGGUUGUUUUUAUGACUAUCCCUAUCAACUAGUAGGGUGGUCACUGGUGUUUCUCUCUAAAACACUCAAGUUAAAGCCUAUGAAAUUAUAUCAGCCUAUCUAAAACAAGUCAACAGCUUCUGGGUUGUCAAAGUAGUAAACCAACUAAUCUAAUCCAAACCCACCAUCUUAGCCCCGUUGAUGUAUGUUUUUUGUCCCGCAGUCCCCACAACCAUCAUCGAGCUGUGGAAGGAAUCUCCCCAGGGCCUGGUCAAAGAGGGGGACACUGUGGAGCUUCGUUGCCAAGGCGAUGGCAACCCCCCGCCGCCCUUCACUUUCAACCGAGAACAAGUAAGAAUGGCCCCCUUUUCUGCGUCUGCCUAUUGAGUCCAGAUAACCAUAAAACGGGGGAGAAAAACGUGACACGCAGGAGACAUCUGGAGAAUGUUUUUGAUAUUCAGACUCAGGCCUCGGAGUAGAAGUGUAGGCCUUGUGAACGGGACCGCAUCAUGUUUGACCCUGUGGCUCUGGGAGAGAUCUUUGGACCCCGGCAGGCAAGGUCUGUGACUGACUGGAGAUCAAAAUCCUCAGGAUGGGAUAGUUCUCAUUCCCAUGUCUCACACACAAUACCUACAGUAUGUUCAACUGACCACAAUAACACAUUUGGGGUUUCCCCUGUUGGGUCUUAAGACUGGGAUGUGGAUAGAGGCAUGGUUUGGUCAUUCAGAGCAGGGGUUCCCUAACCUAACAUAGCAGGCGUAAAAGAAACGUCUGAGUAGGACACCCCACAUUCACCUUGUUAACGUCCAAAAGCGGAAGUCGGGUUACAGAAAAGUCUAAAUGGGAUCCUUGGAACAUCCCAACUCUGACGUCACCCCAUAGAGCCCCACAGUGGAGGUGUCAUAAUACCCAUAAAACCUAGCGGUCAAACAGGGAAAUGGUUCCAAUCGUUUUUCCACCAUUCAUUUUUCCCAUAGGAUAUUGUGUCAAUUUAAAACUUGCACAAGACAGUUCAAAGAAUUGUCAGUUUGAUGAAAUGUUGCCAAUUUAUUAAUUACUAAAUUUAGCUAACAUUAGAUAGUUAAUUCAGAUAUUCUUACCUUUGCCUCGAUUUGGCAGUCUCGUCCAGAUCAUCAUGGCAUUUGUAGUUCUUUAGGAUAGCCACAUAAAAAUCGUCUGUCCUCAGUUGCAACACUCAUUACCGAGUUCCAAACUGCCUCUGGAAGCAACGUCAGCACAAUAACUUUUUGUCGGGAGCUUUAUGAAAUUAGUUUCCAUGGCCGAGCAGCCGCACACAAGCCUAAGGAGUGGUGUAAAGCUUGCCAUGGACUCUGGAGCAGUGGAAACACGUUCUCUGGAGUGAUGAAUCACGCUUCACCAUCUGGCAGUCCGACGGACGAAUCUGGGUUUGGCGGAUGCCUGUUCCAACAUCUAGUGGAAAGCCUUCCUAGAAGACUGGAGGCUGUCCGCAAAGGGGGGACCAACUCCAUAUUAAUGCCCAUGAUUUUGGAAUGAGAUGUUCGAUGAGCAGGUGUCCACAUACUUUUGGUCAUGUAGUGUAGAUUAACAACAACAUAUCACAGUCAUAGAAAGUAAAACGUUUCUGUAACCGUUACUGAAAAUGUUGUUGCUGUUCGGGCCGGCUACUUGCACAUUUAUUUCUGUAUUUUAAAAUACUAAAUACAUGUAUUUUAAUUCAAUACAUUUCAAAGUAUUUUGUAGUUUUUGAUACAUUGAUCUUUAUGGUAUUUUGUAAUUGUAUUUUGUAAAUUUUGCCCAUCGCUGGGUGUGGCAAUGGGCAUGGUCGGUCGUCUGCACUGCUGAAUUCUGUCCGGGUCCUGGGCAAGAACAUUUUAGGUCCUCAUCUUGGCAGCAAUGCACAAGAAAUGUCAUCCUGCGACCCACCUGGACCCCUGCUGUGACCCACAAGUGGGUCCCGACCCACAGUUUUGGAACCACUGAUUAAGAGGGUCACAGGAACAUUUUAAACGUUUUAAAUAGCUCACGUUAACCAGACUAGUUUAGCUGUUGUUUGGGUGUGACUUAAAGGGAUAAUUCAACCCAAAAUCUAUGUUUGCCAAAGAUUGCCAUUCCCUAAAAGUAGCCAAAAUGUAGAUCCAUUAAUAUGACAGUGUAAACCUGAUGUUGCCCCUCUCAGGAGCAGGAGACGGUGCUAGAGGCCAGCGAUGACACUUUGGUGCUGAGGGAGGUGAUCCGUGGGAACAGCGGGGUCUACCAGUGCCGUUCUCUGGACCUGGACACCUACGAGGAGGUCACGGGAGACAUGCAGCUCACUAUCCACUGUAAGUUAGCUAACACACACAUACACACACACUGAAACAUGUGCACGCACACGUACACAUGUAUUUUUUAAUGCUCUGUUGGUUUGGACUGGAAGUGGUUGAAUUAGUUGCUUGAUUGAGUUUCACGCAAUCAAUUAUUUUUACUCAUGGCCCUUUGAUUACCGAGAUAGACAGCUCUGCAGUUGUGUGCCACUCGCUCACUGUCACUGCAUCACUUCACUACUCAUUAAGAUAAUUUAAUUGAAGUCAACAUUGUCACCGUCGAUAAACAUGAUUUGCAGUGAUGUAAUUCAAAUUGAGAAGGCAUUUGAUUGGAAUAAGGUUGCAUGGACCACACACCAGCAUGGUACUUAGCAAUGUCUUGUCCUCACAUCAUGUCUACUCUCUCCAGAUCUGGACCCAGCUGUUGUGGUGCCCAAAGACUCAGAGAUCUUGUUAAAAGGAGAGAGUCUGACUGCUACUUGCAACGCUCUGUCUUCCCUGGAAACCGCCACUGUCUGGUUCAAGGUACAGUAUACCCCGUAAUAAGCACUAACUUAGUGCUUUAAAUGCAACACGGUUAUAAGAGUGACAUAAGAGAUGACCAUUACUCUACCUCUUAUAUGUCUUAUGUUUGUCUGUAUAUUUUUUGUCUUUGUGUAGAAUGGGCAGCAGGUUGGCACAGGCCACAUGCUGUUCCUGCAGGAUGCCACCUAUGACACGGCAGGAGAGUAUGUGUGUGAGGUGACUGUUCCUUCCCUGCCUGGACUGCACACCUCUGGCUCAGUCCACAUCAUCGUCCAGGGUGAGUCACCACACCACCACAUGUACUCUCUGUAACAUACAAUCCAUUUCUGGGGAACAUUUUUGCAUUAGCUCAGCACUUUCACUACUUGGUGAUUAGUUGUAUGUGGGGUGUUCUACCAGAAACAAUGGAUUGAGUUUGUCAGAUCAGAUGUUUUCAUACCUCAAAAACUGUCUUUUACUGGAGUCUGUAAUGUAUAUGUGUUUGUAACCCGUCUCCAGGUGCUCCCCAGAUGAAGGAUGCUGACAGGGAGGUUGAAAUGGAUGAGGGAGCUGGGAAGUGGGUGAACCUGAGCUGUGAGGCACAUGCACACCCCCUUCCCACCAUCUCUUGGACCGUGACUGGCAGCCAGGUAACACAGGGCUUGGCAGCGCACUGGGCUGUUUACAUAUGUGGGCAUAUUUACAUUGCAUGAAUUAAAUAAAUAAAAAAUUGCUAUGUAAUUUUCUUGGGUAUGUCUGUUGCGAUGCACAUUGGUGUGACUGAUGACAUGACUUUAGUGUGUGUGUGCUGUGUGUUAACAGAGCUGGCGCGAGGUGCUGACCAGAGCCACGGAGCACAGCACUAUCAGCGUGGUGUCUGUCAAAGUGACCUCUGACAUCACAGCCUUCUGUAACUCCACCAACGAUAUUGGCACAGAGACAAAGUCCUUCAGCAUCAGAGCCAGUAAGCCACCCUACCAUAUACACUACAUAGGAAUAUACAGUAUGGGCAUUAGUGAUGCGACUCAUAACCCGCAGUCCUCGCAGUUAUAUAUGCGGGGCGGGUGGGUUUAGGGUCAUGAAACUUUGUGUGAAUGAAGGGUGGGUGGGUGGCAGGCAGGUUGAAUAAAGAGAAAACAAUGCAUAGAAAAUCCAUAAAUGUAUAAUUAUUGUGCAAUUCAUAUCUAUAGGCUACAUUGAGGUUUUUCUUUCAUUAUUUUUUAUCUAGUGCGUAGCCUAAGCUUUAGGGCCUAACUGUAGUGUGCCAAGUACAGGCCAAUUGCCAAAUGCUUUUGGGAACUUGGGCAGAAAAAGUUAACGUUGAUCCACUGAGGCAAAAAGGACAAUGUUGACAAUAAGAGAAAAGCUGCGAAAAGGAGAGUUGAAAAUCAAUAGAAGAGAGGGCCAGAACAGUAGUCUAAUGUUUGGCAAAGAUUUGGUGAGUGGUAAAAGAGGAUGAUAGCAGUGUUAUGUGUGAUAAUUGUGAGGCACUAUAUAAAUUCGACAGUCAUAAAACGGGGACUUCAAAAUGGCACGUCAAAGGAACUGUACUGUUUAGAUGGGUUAAAUGGAAUAUUGGACACUGACUGUAGGUCUAUAACCUGUCACAUAGCCUAAUAAAAUAUGAACUCCUGCAGAAUUAAGCAUUUCUUGCAGUAAAAUUAUACACCAAAUGCUAAUUAUGACUCUGGAACAGGAGUGGAGCAAUAUGAUUUAUUUAUUUCAGCAUCUUGAAAGAACAAAUUCACAUUUAGGGACUGUCUGUAAAGGUGCUGUCUUUAUCAGCAUCAUAAAAGCUGAUAGUAUUUCAACCACAUAAAAUAUGCAUCCAAGCCGAACUGAAAUCUUAUCAAAAACAUGUUGGGUCGUUUUAACAGCUUUUAAAGAGUAACUUUCAUUAAGAAAACUUUUUUAAAUUUGAAACCAGAUGUUUUAGGCUUAGUUAUAUUGAAACACAUAAAUGAUGGUCUUAAUUUAGACAGUUCUUUGCAAAAGUGAUACACUACAUAUACAAAAAUAUGGGACACCCCUUCAAUUUAGUGGAUUCGUCUAUUUCAGCCACAACCAUUUCUGACAGGUGUAUAAAAUCGAGCAUACAGCCAUGCAAUCUCCAUAGACAAACAUCGGCAGUAGAAUGGCCUUACUGAAGAGCUCAGUGACUUUCAACGUGGCACUGUCAUAGGAUGCCACCUUUCCAACAAGUCAGUUCGUCAAAUUUCUGCCCUGCUAGAGCUGCUCCGGGCAACUGUAAGUGCUGUUAUUGCGAAGUGGAAACGUCUAGGAGCAACAACGGCUCAGCCGCGAAGUGGUAGGCCACACUUUGCUUUAUCUUGGCCAGGUCGCAGUUGUAAAUGAGAACUUGUUCUCAACUGGUUUACCUGGUUAAAUAAAGGUUAAAUAAAUAAAUAAACAAGCUCACAGAACGGGACCACUGAAGUGCGUGGCGCGUAAAAGUCGUCUGUCCUCGGUUGCAACACUCACUACCGAGUUUCAAACUUUCCAUGGCCGAUGAUUUUGGAAUGAGAUGUUCAGGUGUCCACAUGCUUUUUUUGGUCAUGUAGUGUAUAUGUGCUUUUACAAAGAAAAAAAACAUGUAGGCUAUGAGGAUUCUAUGUUUAUAUUCAUAGCUACAUCCAUCAUACGUAACAAGAAAUAGAUGACAAUGGUGGUAAUGUCAACUCGCUGUAUUUUUUCUCAACCGCUAUGACUGAUUGGUGGCGCAGUCCGCUAAGACAGUUGGCUCAUAGUUCAAUGGUUGUAAGUUCUAAUCCUUAAUUUACAAUAUUUGUCCCAUGCCCACACACUUCUAAUUCUGAAAAGUGAAAGCGUACCUGUGAAAGGGGUCGCCCUGGUAGUAGUUGUAGGUUUUCAUACAGUACCCAAAACCAAUCUGUGAGUUAAUUUGACCAUUGGAAAAAUAGCUAUUGCGUGAAAACUGCAAUGCGGAUUGAAUUGAGCCCCUAAUCUUAAUUUUCAAGGUGAUGAUUGCACUUUUCUUCCCAACACCGCAAUAAAUAUGAGUCCACAUUUCAAAUAUUUGUUUUGCCCCACAUGGGGGAUUCGAACUUACACCGCAAGUGGCAAUAGAUGUCAGGAACUCGGCACCUUACCACUGUGAGCUAACUGUCCAGAGCCGUAUUUGCUCGCGAUGCACAUUAUUUUAUUAUCAAAGCGUUCCAGUGGACUUCUGGUAAGUAUGGUUUAGUGAGAAAGUGUUGGGAUCAAGUACAACUAUGUUUACCCACUCCCAAAAUGAAUAUUUAUGAGCAAUUCCCCCCACCCACAACUUCUCACCUGAAUGCAUUUUUAGUUUAUUUUAAAGGGUUGUGCAAAGGCUGAAAUUGGGGUGCGAGUUACCCUUUAAUUUCCUUAAAACUGGUCAAACUGGUGUAAUUUGGAAAUGCAUGGAAAGUCUUUCCUGUUGUUUUUGUUGUUUUUUUUGCAUUUUCUCCCCGGUCCCUAAACCUCUUUACUGCAUGAGAGAAAACAACUUUACCGAUGUCAACUAGAUUGAAACAUUUAUUCUAUCGAUUUAUGACAUCAUUCUGGUGAGCAAGGGUUUAUUUAGUGUUCUAGGGCAGUAAUGACAGAAGAGAAUCUGCAUGUAUCUAAUUAUAGACAAGUUGACUAACGAAUAGCCUACCAAAAUGCAGGUUAGGGUCGGGUGCGGGCCUCAGAUUUUCACUUUAUCACAUACAGUCUGGCGGUUGCGGAUGGUUUAUUAGCAAUUGAGGGUUGGUGCGGGUGAACAAACAGCUCACCCGCGCAUCACUAAUGGGCAUAUAUUUAGAAUAUAUGGGGAAAUAUAUUUGGUGAUGGGAAGCUCUUACAUUUUAAUUGUUGUUUUACUUGUCCACAGUUCCCAUGGUCACUUCAACCGCGCCCUACUCACCCGGUAAGACAGCGAUCUUGCUAUUAUUGUAUUCUUGCUGAUCUCUGUUUCUCUUUUUUAAAGGAGAACGGGAGCACCGUCCUUGCGUAUUUUAUCACUUUUAUUUAGACAGUUGGAAGAUAGAGGGAGUGCAGAGUAUAGAGAGGAAACAGCACUAAUGUGUGGGGUGGGAGUCUAUGUGGGCAAUAUGUGUUUGAGGGGCUUCAGCACUACCACUGAACCAUGCUCCCACACUGUUUCUGUUCUUCUUGACCUUUGGAUCACUCUUACCUAGUAGAGAAUAACUUUUAGAUUUUUUUAUUUGCUUUCUCUCAACUUUUGUUUGAUUCUCUCUGAAUACACACCAACCCAGACAAUUAAGGAUUAGACAACGAGGCAACUAAAUAUUUCAUGAUUUUCAUAUCGGCAAAGUGUUCGCUGGAACGAGCGGGAGGAUUGGCUCUGCUCAUUGCCUGUGGGUACAUUUAAAAUUCUGUGUGAAAGAGAAAAAUCUAACAGGAAAGAAAGAGCCAACACUUAUAGUGGUCGAGUGCCAAAAACACGCAUAUUUACUUAUUAUUGGGGAAGUUAAUGCGCUGUCUCACUGUUUUAUUGAGCUGUUGCAAUAGAAAUUCUCAUAAACCCAUACCCAGACAAUUGUUUCCCUUUUAACAAGGGCUUACUACAUGGUUAAAUAUAGGAGUUAAUUGCUCUGGUAGGUAGUAGCACACUCUAAUUUCCUCCUGGGAGGAUUGCACUGAAAUGUUGAUGGCUCUGUCACAGGGGCAGGCCAGGGCUAUUUCCCAUCUCUCUCUGCCCAGUGUCUGGAGCACUCACUCACAAAGCAUGAGAGCUGAAGCUGGGAAGUUAAUGUGUACAUUCAAACCCACUCUUACAUUAAAAACCACACCAGCCUGUAGGGAACAUACAGUAAUUUGUACAAUGUUCCGAACACAACAAAUGAACCACAUCUAUUGUGCCAUUCUGUCAGAGAACCAGGAAAUUGACAUUUUAUUUGUUUCCCAUCUGCUUCUUAUGACUUGGCCAUAAUUCAUGACCAAUAAAUAGCUCCAUACUCUACAACUGUUCUAUAACCUGGAUCCCAGGACUCCCUGGAAAACAGUGGCAAGUGUUACUGAGUGGACUAUACUGGCUAGUGGCUACUUUCCUCCACAUCUUUCUAUGUUUUGUCCUGCUAUUACAUCUAUUUUUGUUGGUACUGCAAGAAGAGGAUGGUCCACCCAUCCCUGGCCACUAUGCUUCUGAUUUAGCUUCUGCUUGCUCUUUGGGGUCAUGGCCGGGUUAUUUACAGUAACCACUUUGUGACUACUGCUGAUGUAAAAAGUUGUCACAACUGCUUUGACAACUACUGAUGUAGACAAAUCAGAAAACGUUAUUGUACGAGUCAUUUUGGCCUUCUUAUGUGUUGGGUAUAUGUUGUCUGUCUAGGGAUGUUUUCACUUGUUAUUUACACUAAGGGCACUCUCACAUGGGGUCAUGGGUCACUGGUCACGUGUAUAGGCAGCACAGGUGACCAGGAAGUGUUUACACUUAUCAUGUCUGGAUGAUUCUCCAUGAUCAUUCUCCAUUCUCCCAGUCACUGGAUCGGUGAACGGGUAUAAGCAUUAACCUGAGCUUGCCCUCCCCUCUCUCUAUCUGUCUAUAUAGCUGAGGGCAAUGGUGUGAUCAUUGUGGUCAUCAUCCUCUGUAUCCUUCUGCUGGCCAUCCUGGGGAGUGUGCUCUACUUCCUCCACAAGAAGGGCAAGAUCCCCUGUGGCCGCUCUGGCAAGCAGGAGAUGUGAGUAUUGCACUUUAACAACUGGUCUAGGGCCAGGUUUUGUGUCUAGUUCUAGAAGGUGGGUGCUACACAUUGGUAGUGUAUUAGGGUAAAUUACAAAGCAAACCACCAUGAGCACUUGAAAAAGUGUUAGGUAAAUGUAUUCUAUAUGUUCAUCCAUAAAUGAGUCUUUCUGCCUCUAAGAAUGUGAUACUUUCCUCACUGGAGAGGACUUUUGAGAGUAAACUGAGUUUGUGCUCUCCAUCUCCAGCACCAAGGAGAACCCCAACAAAGAUGACAUUGUGGUGGAGAUGAAGACUAACACCAAGACCGAGGAUGCCGGACUUCUGAAGGGCGUCAACGGUGACAAGAAUGGCACCAGUGACCAGGUAACUAUG
Messenger RNA from Coregonus sp. 'balchen', 16936 nucleotides. The record is from the annotation of a GenBank genome assembly. Lineage: Eukaryota; Metazoa; Chordata; Actinopteri; Salmoniformes; Salmonidae.